This is a messenger RNA of Pelobates fuscus (common spadefoot toad), 1077 nucleotides long. It is a transcript of the gene HOXB4, whose product is annotated as homeobox B4. Gene Ontology annotation, cellular component: nucleoplasm; nucleus. Gene Ontology annotation, biological process: anterior/posterior pattern specification; positive regulation of transcription by RNA polymerase II; embryonic skeletal system morphogenesis. The record is from RefSeq and is a predicted model, not a curated record. Bases 352 to 1056 code for a protein of 234 amino acids. The transcript is spliced from 2 exons. Gene Ontology annotation, molecular function: RNA polymerase II cis-regulatory region sequence-specific DNA binding; DNA-binding transcription factor activity, RNA polymerase II-specific. Lineage: Eukaryota; Metazoa; Chordata; Amphibia; Anura; Pelobatidae.
AUAUAUAUUUUCAGUUUUCCUAAGGAUUUAGGGCUGUUUGGCUGUGGAUGCACCCUACCUUAGUUCAGAUCAUUAUGUAAAGUCAAGGGAUGUAAGAAGGUAUCAGAAUGGGUGGAUCAUUAAUUAGAACACAGGGGAUGGGGGCUGAUAACCUGACUGAUGUUGCUGGGGCUGUUGAACAUGUUUCCUUAUCCGGGGAUGGUUGAAACGUUCCCAUUGGCUCUGGGUGUCACAUGCAAAAGCCAACUUUGUUCACUUGACAUUAAGUAGGAGGGUUUCACCAAACAGGAAAACGACUGGGGCUCCAGGAAUAAAUUGUUACAUGGGUUUGGGUGCAAUUCAAACAAAUAAAUGACUAUGAGCUCGUUUCUGAUUAGUUCCAAUUAUGUGGACCCCAAAUUUCCACCGUGUGAGGAGUACUCCCAGAGUGAUUACCUCCCCAGCCAUUCUCAGGACUAUUUCAGCAACCACAAGAGGGACAGCAGCUACCAACAUGGGGCGACCUACCCCCGAGCCCCCAGCUCCAGCCAGCCCUAUCCUCCCUGCCAGGGCUCUGGACUCCAGCCCUCUGUAGUGUCCCCCAGGACUCACCCCCCAGCAGGACUGAUCCCCGAAGACAAGCACAACGGUCAGUCCACCAGCCCCAAUUCACCUCCAUCCUGCAGCCAAAUAUCCCUGGACAGCAAGCCCCUGGACUCUCCUUGCCAGGAUCCGGUAGUCUACCCUUGGAUGAAGAAAGUGCACAUCUCAACUGCCAAUCCUGCUUAUUGUGGGCCAGACAGUAAGCGGUCACGAACAGCCUACACCAGGCAGCAGGUUCUGGAGCUGGAGAAAGAAUUUCACUACAACCGCUACCUGACACGCAGACGAAGGAUAGAAAUUGCGCACACUUUGCGUCUUUCUGAGCGUCAAAUCAAGAUCUGGUUUCAAAACCGGAGAAUGAAGUGGAAGAAAGACCACAAACUCCCCAACACCAAAAUCAGAUCUAACACCCCCGCAAGCCUCCAAAUAACUGGACCCCAAAACCUGACCAAGGGGGACAUGGGGUGUCCUUAAAACCAGCCACCAAAAAAAAAU